CCUACUAAAAACAAUACACAAAACAAAACUCACAGUAUAUUGGCUGAUUUAGCGGAAAACUACACUGAACACUUUCUUGCUUUCGUCAAUGGAAAUUCAUAAGUGUUCACCCCAUGACACUGACCUUGCUGAUGCUGAUAUUUCAUUAAAGCUGGAACUUCCAGAAAAUGACAUCUGGUUCAAGAAAAAGAUGAAACUACUUCAGGACAUAGGUUCUAAUCCAUUGGGACUGAUGCCCCUACGAGUCUCUGCUAAUGCUGAUCAGAUAAAAAGCAAUUUGAAUUCGAUGCUUCAACAAGCUAGAAUCAUAAAUCUAGACGAGCUAGAACUUUAUUUUGGUGGAGAUGAAGCCAAUAAUUUUGUUGGUUUCUAUAGUCCAAGGAAUGAACUAAAAGCACUGCAAUCAGUCCUUUCAGCCACUGAUGAGGCACUGCUCAGCAGCAGAAAUGCUAAUGCAACUGUAUUACAAGAGCUACGGAAAGCAACUGUUGAUGUGAUAUCUGAGUGCUCAAAUAGAAUUAGAGAGGACACUAAAAUUUGCUCAGGGUGUAGAAUAGAAAGGGAGAACUCUUUGUUGCAGUGGGGUGAAAGGAAUGGUGUGAUGUCAAAUUUGAGGAUAGCUUGUGUCGAAGGAGCGGGAAGAGGCGCCAUAGCAACUCAAGACCUGAACGUUGGAGACAUUGCACUAGAGGUCCCCAUAUCUGUUAUCAUAUCUGAGAGCAUUGUGCAUGAAUCUGACAUGUAUUCUAUUCUUAAAGGAGUAGAUGGGAUGUCCUCAGAAACAAUGCUGUUAUUGUGGAGCAUGAAGGAGAAGCACAACCAUGACUCAAAAUAUAAGUUAUAUUUUGAUACACUGCCUGAGUCAUUCAAGACAGGUUUGAGUUUUGGGGUUGAAGCUCUCAUGACAUUAGAUGGAACCUUACUAUUAGAGGAAAUAGCGCAAGCAAAAGAGCAUUUACGGUUACAAUAUGAUGAGUUGUUCCCGGCACUCAGCAAUGAUCACCCUGGUACAUUUCCUCCAGAGCUUUACACCUGGAAGCAGUUCCUAUGGGCUUGUGAACUUUGGUACUCCAACAGCAUGAAGAUAAUGUUUAGUGAUGGAAAUCUAAGAAUGUGCUUGAUUCCUAUUGCUGGAUUUCUGAAUCAUUCGACGUUUGCACACGUAGUGAACUAUGGAAAAGUUGAUUCUGUGACGAAUACCUUGAGGUUUCCUUUAUCAAGACCAUGCAGCAAAGGAGAACAAUGUUUCUUAAGCUAUGGGAACUUCUCCAGUUCUCAUCUACUUACUUUCUAUGGUUUCUUGCCACGGCUAGAAAAUCCAUAUGAUGUUAUCCCACUAGAUAUUGAUAUUGUCAUGGAUGAAGAUUUUGAGGAGGGGGGAUUUACCCCUGGCUGGACAUCGCACAUGGUGAGGGGUACAUGGUUCUCAAAAAACCAUGGAAUCUUCCACUAUGGAUUGCCAUUUCCUUUAUUAGAUCAUAUGCGUAGAGCUCAGUGUGCUUCAUUAAAAACAAUAGCCCUGACACCUGAAAACUUGGAAAUUGAACUAGAAAUACUUGGAGAUCUUUGCUUGACCUUUGAAGCAAUGAUGGAAUCACUUGGAGAUGCUGAUAACGAUGAGCAGGUUAACGCAGGGUGGGAUAUAAAGCUUGCGGUUGAAUUUAAAGACCUACAACGAAGAAUUGUUUCCUCCGUUGUAAAAUCAUGCAAAGCUGGUUGUGAGUUGCUAGAAUUCGAACUACAAAAAUGUAUUUCGUAACAUUGAGAAAAUGAAGCAAAGACUACAACCCAAAGAGGCGCAACAAAGUAAAAUACAUGAACAAUGUUAUCAAAUAGAUCAAUCUAUAGCUAAUGGUUCCCUUCUAGUAAUAAAUGCUCCACAACCCCAUAUUUUACUACAUUUACCAAGUAAUCGAGUCUAAGAUUGUUCAGUCAAAUUGCCACACUAAUAUAAGAGGUUUUCUUGAAUAAAUGACUACUAGAUUUUGAAGUUUAUUCCCUUUGCCUUCGUUUGUCCACAUAAAAAUCUGCAAGCUGAUGAUAAAGACAGACUGUUAAAUUGCGUGUCUAUUGAUUGCACAAAGAUUCAUAAGGUGGUCUGUUUGUAAGUUGCACAACUAAAAUCACGUCAACCAUUUCCAGGAAUCUCAUAGCCUUGUUUGUAUCUUCUUGUCAGAUGUAACCAUUUCCAAGCAUUUUAUCAUUACCUUUCCUGACCAUUGGUUUUUAUUUUAGUUUCAGUAGAUUUGGUUUGGAAAUUUGGACUUCUGGCAUAUGUUUGAUAGACAUAUUUCAAUCCCGGUUGUUUUAGACUUUAAAUUGUCCAUUUCGUGUCUAGAGAAUCACAUUAUUUUGUAUGAGGUGACUGAUUCUAUAUAGUGCUGGACUCGGGCCGGGCGGCCCGGCCCGGAACCGGCCCGGCCCGGUUACUGUUUGGCCCGGCCCGGGGCCCGGUGGGUCCCUCGGUUCGGUUCAACCCGGCCCGGCUGCUGGGCGGUUCGGGUCCUCCGGGCCGGAUUUUAAUUUUUUUUUUUUUUGAAAUUUUUUUAAGUUUUAGGUUGGACUAGGUAUUUUGG
Molecule: messenger RNA, 2576 nt
Organism: Cuscuta epithymum
Lineage: Eukaryota; Viridiplantae; Streptophyta; Magnoliopsida; Solanales; Convolvulaceae
Source: the annotation of a GenBank genome assembly